GAUAAAAUAGGUUUUCAUUAUAAAAGGGAAAAAGAAAAAGUUCCCCAAAGAGGCAAAGAGGAACAGACACACCAACAUUUAGGCAUUAACAGGCGACUGGGAAGUUCGUUGAAGACGACGACCGGCGUUUGAUUUCAGAAUUCACUCAAAUUUCGAGGUGAUACAUGGCUUCUACUUUCCGUGCAUUUUUGAACAGUCCUGUGGGCCCUAAAACAACUCAUUUUUGGGGCCCUGUUGCCAACUGGGGAUUUGUUGCCGCUGGGCUUGUGGACAUGAAUAAACCUCCUGAAAUGAUAUCUGGCAACAUGACUGGAGCGAUGUGUGUUUAUUCAGCAUUAUUCAUGAGGUUCGCAUGGAUGGUUCAGCCUCGUAAUUACCUACUUCUAGCAUGCCAUGCUUCUAAUGAGACUGUUCAAUUAUACCAACUUUCUCGUGUGGCAAGGGCUAACGGGUAUUUGUCCCAAAAGAAAGAAGAAGAUACACCAUCACAGUGAUUUAUGGGAUUUGCUGAUAUUCUGUUGACAAUGAUACAUUGGUUGCAUUUUGUGUGAGCUAUUGAAUUGUCACUUGUACGCGCAACCAUACAGCCAGAUUUAUUUAGAUUGCUCAAAGUUCACCUGAAUUUAUGUGGUGUUACUGUUCUUCUGUUUUACAUGAUCACUAAUUUUCAGUUAAACAUAUUCAUACUGCUGACUCUCGAUGAGUGUAGCAUUUCAAA
Beta vulgaris subsp. vulgaris (sugar beet) is the source of this 718-nucleotide messenger RNA. Its product is annotated as mitochondrial pyruvate carrier 1. The record is from RefSeq and is a predicted model, not a curated record. The transcript is spliced from 5 exons. Lineage: Eukaryota; Viridiplantae; Streptophyta; Magnoliopsida; Caryophyllales; Amaranthaceae. Gene Ontology annotation, biological process: pyruvate import into mitochondria. Gene Ontology annotation, cellular component: mitochondrial inner membrane. The coding region runs from base 165 to 494 and encodes 109 amino acids.